AUGUCGCAACCCAGCCGACCUAGGAUCGGCCGCAUUCCUCGAGAUUUAUUCUCGCCCUACUUCAAGGACAUCAAAAGCCUACCCUACCACGAGUCAACCUCCGGCCGUGGGGCGGGAUCUCACCAUAGCACUUUCGUCGCCACCGUCACUUCGGACAAAACACUCCGUGUCUGGAACCCCGAGAGAAAGGAUGUCAAAAACUCCACGGAACUCCGUGGCCACCUGGCUGCGAUUGAGAAGAUAGCCUUCAACCCAGUCAAAGAGGCAGAGCUUUGCAGUGUCAGCAACGAUGGGGUCGUGAAACUCUGGGAUGUAAGGACAAAAGCGUGUGUCAAUGAAAUCAAGGGCCUGGGUAACGCACACACUCUGGCUUGGGCCCCUGAUGGCUCCUCGUUGCUGGUGGGAAACCGGGUUUCUCAUUUGAUGGAUGCUAUGUGGUCGGCGGAUGCGAAGAAGACAGCCGGGCCGUGCGAGGCUGUCGCGUGGGCUCCCACAAGAUACUGCCUCGCUUACGGCGACCUAGGCGUGCUGCGUAUCAUUGACGCAGACAAGAAGAACACGCCGAAAUCAUAG
Molecule: messenger RNA, 573 nt
Organism: Chaetomium globosum CBS 148.51
Lineage: Eukaryota; Fungi; Ascomycota; Sordariomycetes; Sordariales; Chaetomiaceae
Exons: 5
Coding region: 1-573 (190 amino acids)
Biological process (GO): mRNA export from nucleus
Cellular component (GO): THO complex part of transcription export complex
Molecular function (GO): protein binding
Source: RefSeq, a predicted model, not a curated record